Molecule: messenger RNA, 681 nt
Organism: Talaromyces stipitatus ATCC 10500
Lineage: Eukaryota; Fungi; Ascomycota; Eurotiomycetes; Eurotiales; Trichocomaceae
Exons: 2
Coding region: 1-591 (196 amino acids)
Source: RefSeq, a predicted model, not a curated record
AUGUGCGAAGGGGACACAGCAGAUCAACUCAUGGCGCGUAUGCGCGACGACGCACUGGAUCCGUACCUAGAUGCAACUGACAUAGUUCUGUCAGCUGGCGCAGAAGAUGCUACGUUUCCAAACCUUUCUAAGUUCAACCAACUCGCAAUGGAUGCCAAGAAGUCACGCACCGAAUGGAAGGAGGAGUUGUAUCACAAGUUGAAUUCUGAAAUAAAGCGCGCUAUGAUUCGUGAAGCCAACGAUUCAACUGUGUCAUACUCGGACUUUGUUAAGGAAUGUACAAUGGUAGUGAAUCGUCUUGAGCAGAUCGCUCGUGAAGAAAAGAGCGUGUCGAAGGAUUUCAAGGACGCGAAGGAUAAUAAGGAUUCCAAGCUAAAGGGCACUGACAGCGGGAAAGGCGCCGGCAAGGCACCGCGCGUUAACCUUAGCGACAAGGAGUUUGAGGAAUUAAAGGAAGCUCGGCUUUGCUUUAACUGCAAGCAACCAGGACAUGUUAACUUUAACUAUCCACUACGCAAAAAGAAUGCCACUGAGAUCAAAGAAGUGGAAGUCGCGGAGGACACAGUCGAAUUAGCAAAAGACAAGGCCUAGGAGAAGUCUCCAGCCUGGGCUAUAAGAGUGUCGACUGCUGGGCUUUAGAUUUAUCUAGACUAUUAGGAAAUGACAAGGAAAGUUUUACAA